CGUACUCGGGUGGCACCCUUUGCCUGUAUUGAAGCAAUCUUUAUUCUUAAUCUUUUACAGAAAUUGCAUAAUGAAAGAUACAAAUCUAAGCAAAUAGUUUCUAAUUGAAAGUAAUACAAUUAUCUUUAUCCUGAAUACAACUUUGACAGACAUAAUUCACGUUUGGUAGAUUUUUUUUUUGCAAAUGCAUUUUAUGACCUUUGUGUUAAUAAUAUAAUUGUGGUAGUUUAUUUUUUAAUUUGGGUUUUAGACUAGUUUAGUUAUUUUUUUCCCCCCUCUAGUCUAUAGGGGCGAGACCAUUUUAGGUCAUUGCUUCGCUCAAUCAGCACCUCGUGAACGCGAGUCCGUCGGAACACAAGGCUUCGGUUGGGGAGACUACUCGAAAGAGGGUUGCGCCUGUUUGGGAUUGUUUCUAGCUGUUCGUCAAAGAACAAUUCAUACGAGAGUGCUACAGGGUCCUUUUUUGAGGGCAUCUUUUUCUCCCUCACCCCUUUUUCUACCUUUUUAUUUUUGUUUGAUUUAUUUUGGUGCUGCGACUCGGAGAGCAUUGUCAUCUCAGAGUCUGAGCACAACUACGUCAAUGAUUUGGGGUCAGCCGGCACCCACUGACGGACAGAAAGGCCCUGUAGAUUUCACAGAGAGGAAACAUGAGCACAACCAAGCCCAGCGGGCUCAAAGCGCCCAGCAAGAUGGGUAGGUCAACGGGGGCGCCAGCCACCAAGAUCACCCCCUCCGCUGCCGGAUCCAAAGUAGCUGCAGCCGACAAGUCCACUCCAGGUGGCGGUGCAGCUGGGACACAAGAUGGCGGGGAGAACUUCCAGGUUGGGGAGCGAGUGUGGGUGAAUGGGAACAAACCUGGCGUGGUGCAGUUCCUGGGGGAGGCUCAGUUUGCACCAGGACAGUGGGCCGGCAUAGUUUUGGAUGAGCCCAUUGGGAAGAACGAUGGCUCGGUGGCAGGGGUGCGCUAUUUCCAGUGCGAGGCCCUGAAAGGGAUAUUCACCCGCCCCUCCAAGCUGUCCUACACAGAGGGCGAGGCCAACGGGACUCAGACAGCACCUCCGUCCCGGGCUGGGUCGCCGACCCCUUCCACCGCCAGCCUGGCCUCUCACACCCCCUCUGUCAAAAAAGCCUCAACUGCAACGCCUGCCACGUCAGCCACUCCAGCCUCCAACCUGGCACGCACAAACAGCGAGUCCAUCUCCAACCUCUCAGACACCAGCUCGGUCAAGAAAGGGGAGAGGGAGCUGAAGAAUGGAGACCGCGUUUUGGUUGGUGGCACAAAAGCUGGUGUGGUUCGUUUUCUUGGUGAAACAGACUUUGCCAAGGGAGAGUGGUGUGGUGUGGAACUGGAUGAGCCCCUGGGAAAGAACGAUGGGGCAGUGGCAGGAACCAGAUACUUUCAAUGCCAACCCAAGUAUGGCCUGUUUGCCCCAGUCCACAAGGUCACGCGCAUUGGCUUCCCCUCCACCACGCCGGCCAAGGCAAAGACCACGGCGCGGAAGUUGGUGGCCACGCCCUCGGGCCUGAAGCGCAGCCCCAGCGCCUCCUCCAUCAGCUCCAUGAGCUCUGUGGCCUCCUCCGUCAGCGCCAAGCCCAGCCGCACAGGCCUGCUGACUGAAACGUCAUCACGGUACUCGAGAAAGAUCUCUGGCACCACAGCAGUUCAGGAGGUGCUGAAGGAGAAGCAGCAGCACAUCGAGCAGCUGAUGGCGGAGCGUGACAUGGAGAGGGCAGAGGUGGCCAAGGCAACCACCCAUGUGGGCGAGGUGGAGCAGGAACUGACCCUGCUGAGAGAGGACCAGGAGCAGAUGGAGGCCAAGAUGGACCAGUUACGCACCCUGGUGGAGGCUGCUGACAAGGAGAAGGUUGAGCUGCUCAAUCAGCUGGAGGAGGAGAAGAGGAAAGUGGAGGACCUCCAGUUCCGUGUGGAGGAAGCUUGCAUUACCAAAGGAGACCUGGAGACGCAGACCAAACUGGAGCAUGCCCACAUUAAGGAGCUUGAACAGAGCCUGCUCUUUGAAAAGACCAAAGCUGAGAAACUCCAGAGAGAGUUAGAAGACACUAGGGUGGCCACGGUGUCAGAGAAGUCCCGCAUCAUGGAACUGGAGAGGGACUUGGUGCUGAGGACCAGGGAGGUGGCUGACCUGCGGCUGCGUCUGGAGGUCCAGCAAAGCUCGGAGGGCUCCGACUCCACCACCUCCCCUCUCCUGGAAGAGGUGAGCUCUCUGAGGGCUCAGCUGGCCUCUCAGGAAGACCAGCAACGGGUUGAGCUGGCUAGGCUGAAGGAGACACUGGCAGCGGCGGAGAAGGCCCACAGUGAGGCAGUGUCUCAGUUCCAAGUCUCAUCCACUAAGAUCUCCACAGACAACGAGCAGUUGAAGCUGCGCCUCAGCCAGAACGAGAAGGAGAAUGCAGACAUCAUAGAGCUGUGGCGCUCCAAACUGGAAUCUGCCAUCGCCUCACACCAGCAGGCCAUGGAGGAGCUGAAGGUGUCCUUCAGCAAAGGGGCCGGUUCCCAGACGACAGAGCUGGUGGAGACCAAGAGUGCCCUGGAGAGGCUGAAGGUGGAGCACAAGCAGGCACUGGAGGAGGUGGGAGCCAGGUGUGAGGCAGAGGCUGCAGCCCGGGCACGGGAGACGGGGGAGCUCAACAAACAGCUGCUGGUCGUGUUGGAGGAGAAGGAGUGCCUGGAGGAGAGCCUGCGGUCCAGUGUGGAGAGUGCUGAGGAGCAGCACCUGGUGGAGAUGGAGGACGUGCUGGGCAAACUGCACACUGCUGAGCUGAAGGUAAACGAGCUGGAGGAGCAUGAAGCUAAGCUUGUCCAGCAGACCCAGGACAGGGCCAAGGAGGUCCAGGAGCAGAUGGCAGCUAUGGAGGCCCUGCAGUCCCAGGCAGGCCAAGGUAACCAAGCUCUCCAGAACCUGAGGACCCAGCUGGAGGAGGCCCAGAGCCAAGCUCGCUCACAGGGCAACAGGGUCAGUGAGUUGAACUCUGAGCUGGAGGGUAAGCAGCAGGAGCUCCUCUCCUUGCAGCAGAGCCUGACCUCUGUGCUGCAGGACAAGGUAUCCUUGGAGCAAGAGCUGGGAAACCUGAAACAAAAACUGUCAGAAAGCACAGACAAUCAGGCUAAGUCAACACAAACUAUGCAAGAGCUGGAGAGGAGGCUAAAGGCUGGAGAGGAGAGGCUUGAUCAGCUCGCAAAUGAAAAGGCCAAGCUCCAAAGUGACAUCUCAGACAUGAAGUCAUCAGGCGACAGUUCAGCACAGCUUACCAAAAUGAAUCAAGACAUCACUCAGAAAGAAAGGUCUAGUUUGACUACGUCACGCAUUUUCAUAUCUGAGCGAGGGGCCCCUCCUGCGGACAAGCUCAUCCCCUCAAACCCCAGAGGCAAGAGACAGUCCUCUGACAUGGGAGUCCAAAUACCUAAGAGGCUGGAAGAGUUACAGACCCAACUCGCAGAGGAGAAGGAGCGGGCUGCCUGUUCUGAGGAGCAACAACAGCAGGAAGUUGCCCAGAAGGAGCAGGAGCUGAAGGGGGCCAGAGACGAGCAUCAGGGCCAGCUAAGCAACCUGCAGGGGAAAAUCACACAACUGGAGAAGAGUUUGCAGCAGGGUGAGGCCCAGGCCAAGGAUCUUCAGACCUCCCAGCAGAAGGCCCUGUCUGAGGCCUCAGAGCACCAUGCCAAGCAGCUCCAGGAGCUGCAGGGUCAGGCUGACCAGACCAAGCAGGAGCUGAGUGUCUCCAGGGAGAAGGCCCAGGAGCUGGAGAGGCUGGUGGCUGAGCUGCAGCCUUACAAAGAGAAGGCUCAGUUUCUUUCUGAUGAGCUCGACUCCUCCGGGCAGCAUAUUGAGCGAUUGUCCACAGACCUGAAGAAGCAAAUCUCAGUGCUGGCGCACAUGUCUAAGGAAAGCUCACAUCUCAAAGCUCAGAAAGGAAGUCUCAAAAAUCAACUCUCCGAACUCGAGGCCAAGCUCUCGGCCUCGGAGGCUAGUCACCAGGAGCUCUCAGGUAAGACUGAAGAACUUCUGACACUGAGGGACAAGCUCACAAAAGAGCAGGAGGAACUUUGGACCACCAACCGGAAGCUAGAUGGAGAGAAUGCCUCACUAUCCAGAGAGGUGGAGAAGCUCAGAGUUGCUGUUGAGGAGGCACAGGCCAAUAACAAAUCCCUAAGUCAAUCUGAAGCGGAGCGUCAGUCCCAAAUUGAGGAGCUUCAAAAGACGAAUGCAGAGAAGAAUGAGGUCCUUUUGAAGUACCAACAGGAGAUCCUGCAGCAGGAAACUAAGAGGAAGCAGCUAGCAGAGGUCUAUGAGAAGACCUGUGAGGAGAGGAACGAGCUCCAGGAGGAGCUCAAGCAAAGCAGGGAGAAGCUGACCUCUGAGAAGGAUAGCCUUUUGUUGGAGAGGGAUGCAGCCAGAAAUGCUAAGAAAUCCCUUGAUGCAAAGAAUGUGGAGUUGCAGGCAAGGUGUCAGUCUUUAAGCUUGGAAAAAGAAGACUUCUAUCUGAAAAACACUCAGCUGCAGGCACAGACGGAGACCUUGGGCAAAGAUAAAGUGGAGAUGUUUACUCAAAUUAAUGCUGCCAUUUUUGACAAAGAGGCCCUCCAAGCCUUGAAUGCAGAGCUUCAAAAUCAGCUGAAUAUCACUAAGAAGGAUCUUGAGAAGUCUGUCCAUGACAAGGUCGAGCUACAUGCUUCAAAAAUGAGCCUGGCCAAAAUGCUGGACCAGUCCAAGACCAGCAGUGAGGUUACCGACUCUGAGAGGCUUCACCUCCUGCAGGAGAAAGAGGACCUGCUUGCUACCCAGCGAAAGGUGUGUUCUGAGAAAGAUGAACUUAUCAAGGAGAGAGAAGAGUUAAAGGAGAAGCUCAGACUCUCUACAGAGGAAGUGGCAACCUCUAAGGAGAAAGUCAAAGAGCUGUUGUCAUCUUUUGGUGAGGAGAAGGAAGCACUUUGUCUCCAGAAUGCAGAGACUGAGAAGGCGCUACACUCCAUACGCAAAGAGAAGAUGGCUAUAGAAUUAACACUGGAAAAGCAGAACAUGGAGAGUGACCGUUUGGUACAUGAAAAGGAGGAGCUGGAAGAAAAGCACACAAAGGAGAUCUCUGAAAAGUGUACUCUAACAAAAGAGCGUGACAAGCUAGCAGGUGAGAUCCGCAGUAUGAAGGACCAGCUGGACAGCUCCUCUAAGGCCAAUGAUGACCUGAAGCAAGCCAAUUCCAACCUCACGUCCUUGCUGGAGGAAUUAAAACAGAAGAUAGAAAAGUUGGAGGCUGAGGGAGCUUCCUUGAAAAAAGAAAAGGUUGAUCUACAGGCACAGCUUCAGAAGCUUUGCUCAGAGAGGGAGGCCCUUGAAAAAAGCAAAACUGAACUUGCAGAGGAGCAUCAUGAACUAAAAGGCAACUCUGAGCAGAUGCGUUUGGAACUCAUUCAGCAGAACGAUACCCUAACAAAAAAGCGGGAUCUCCUGCUUUCCCAGCAGAUGGAGCUUAACAAGAGCCUGCAGAAGGACAAAGAGGAUCUGCUUCUGCAGGUCCAGGAGUUCAAAGGUCAAACAGAAUCACUUUCAAAGGCAAAAAUGCUUCUUGAAUCGCAGCAGCAGACUGAAGCCAGUGACCGAAGUAAACUGUCCUCUGCAAAGGAUGACCUCUCCAGAGAGAGAGAGGACUUACAGACACAGUUGUUCACUCUGACACAGGAGAAGAUUACUCUCCUGCGGUCUGAAUCCAGCCUGAAGGCAGAGGUUGCCUCUGUUUGUGUUGAAAGAGACACAAUGGCCUCUGAGAGAAAUAGUUUGCAUAGUGAUUUAGGGCAACUUAAGACAACCCACACUGGAUUGUUAGGUGAGAGACAGGGUCUGCUUGAGGAGAAUGCCCAGAUGCAAGUCAAAGUGCAGGACCUCACUCAACAAUCUGUCACCAGAGAGAAGGCCAUGGAUGAGUUGUCUGCCAACCUUAAGGUUAUUGGAGUGGAGAGAAAAGCCUUGGCUGGGGAGGUUGAGAACUUAAAGGCACAGCUGAAGGAGAGGGACCAGGAAAAGGGUGACUUGGCCGGAGACCAAGUGUGCCUGUCUGCCAAGCUGGAGAAGCUUGUCAACGAGGUCUCCUCCCUGGCUAAGGAGAAGGUAGACCUCCUAGCUAUACAGUCCCGCCUGGAGAAAGACCUUUCCUCCCUCCACAGCAGCCAAGAGAGUAGGGAUGGGGAACACUCAAGGCUCAUGGGGGAGGUAGAGAUGCUGCAAGUUUGCCAGACACAGCUUGAAGCAGAUGCCCAGGCCCUACGUGCUGAGAAGGCAGUGAUGGAGGGACAGCACAAAGCCUCUGUGGAGGAGGCAUCUGUGUCUACCAAGGUCAGAGAAGAAAUGGCCACCAACCUGGAAGACCUGAAGGUCCAGAAGGAUGCCUUGCUCAAGGAGAGGGACAAAGCCACCCAGCAGGUCACCCAGCUUGAGGCUCAACUAAAAAAUGCUUUUUCCAAGCAGCUUGAGGCAGCGGAGUCCUCAGGGAAGACUGCUGAGGUCGUGGAGUUGCUGACACAAGAGAAGGGCCUUCUGCAGCAGGAGAAUAGUAAGGCCCAGUCUCUGCUGGAGGAGUUCAGGAGUGCCAAGCAGGAGAUGACCAAUCAGGUAUAUGGACUGGAUUCCUUGAAGCAACAAAAUUCCAAGUACAAAGAGGAGCUCAACCUUUCUAAAGAGCAGCUCAGCUCAGAGAACCAGAAAAUAAGUGCCCUGUGCCAGGAGAUUGAUGAGCUGAAGCAAGCUGCCUCUGUGAAGUCCCAGUCCCUGGUGGCCUUACAGGAGGAGAACAACAAGCUGACCAGGGAGCUUGGCAGCAGCAAGAAGGAGACCAGUGGCCAGCAGAAGCUGGAAGCUCAGCAGUCCAAGCUCAAUAAACAGUUGCAAGAAAUGAAGCAGAGAGAGACCACAAUGAAGAAACAGUUAGAUGAGGAGAAAGCCUCCCUCCAGAAGUCCAUCCAUAAAAGCAGCGCCUUGAUCUCUGAGAAGGAUCAGGAGCUGGAGACCCGUGAUGAGUGAGUUAUCAGUGCUGCGUGGGGAGAGCGCCACAGCGAAGACACUGAAGUUUACUGUCCAGUUACUGGAGAAGGACAAGGCGCGGCUGCAGGAGCACGUUCAGAGCCUGGAGAAGAGCCUUUCAGGAGGACAGGAUACUGUUACCAGCUCCUCAGGUGACGCAGCUUUGGAUCAACUAAGGGAGAACAAGGAGACUGCAGAAAGCCAGAUUGAGUUCCUGAACUCGGUUAUCGUGGACCUGCAGAAGAAGAAUGAGGAACUUAAGGGCAAGCUGGAGAAGAUGGCAGAGGCUGCCCUGAAUGGGAAUAAUGCAAGCGAGCUUG
Salmo salar (Atlantic salmon) is the source of this 7351-nucleotide messenger RNA. RefSeq names its product CAP-GLY domain containing linker protein 1a (gene clip1a). Gene Ontology annotation, molecular function: microtubule plus-end binding. The record is from RefSeq and is a predicted model, not a curated record. Gene Ontology annotation, biological process: positive regulation of microtubule polymerization; cytoplasmic microtubule organization. Lineage: Eukaryota; Metazoa; Chordata; Actinopteri; Salmoniformes; Salmonidae. Gene Ontology annotation, cellular component: microtubule plus-end; nucleus; cell cortex.